Lycium ferocissimum is the source of this 645-nucleotide messenger RNA. RefSeq lists its product as uncharacterized. The transcript is spliced from 5 exons. Bases 1 to 645 code for a protein of 214 amino acids. Lineage: Eukaryota; Viridiplantae; Streptophyta; Magnoliopsida; Solanales; Solanaceae. The record is from RefSeq and is a predicted model, not a curated record.
AUGAUAACUUGUAUUAGUUACACUUGUUUUUUUCUUGACCGGCUCUCCUUUGCUCAUCAUGAUAUAGAAACCAGCUAUGUAAAGGAGAAGUUUGAAAUUGAUUUGGACGAGCAUUACGUGAAAGAUAGUGUUGAGGAUAUUUUGAAAAAUAGAAGCCGACAAUGGCGUUACAAGUUAAAACAGCUAUUUGAAAGUGCACGUUCCGAGGAAGAAGCUCGUAAAAUUGAAGUGCCAGAGUUGACCCGAGAAAAUUGGAAUAAGCUUUGUGACAUGUGGGCUGAUCCAGAGCAUAAGAAACGAUGCGACAUAAACAGGGCCAAUCGAAGUAAGCUUAAAACUAAUCAUUUCAUGGGGUCAAAAGCGUUUGUACCUGCUCGCGCUGAACUUGCUGAAAAUGGAGUAGAGCCUGACAGAAUCGAGUUCUACAAGCGUACUCAUUACUCGACUGAAAAAGGAUGGUCAUCUCUAGAGGCUAAGAAUCACUAUGCAAGAAAAUUAAAAAUUUACUGUCCACUCAAUCCAGUCUCUCCAAAGGCCUAUUGUUCGCGCAGCUUUGCUCUUGCAGAUGAAUAUCAGCCACACCAGGCUGUCCAGAAAUCCAAACAUAUACCUCCUAUACAACUGUACUCAUCAAAACUGGAAUAA